Molecule: messenger RNA, 3664 nt
Organism: Xiphias gladius (swordfish)
Lineage: Eukaryota; Metazoa; Chordata; Actinopteri; Istiophoriformes; Xiphiidae
Product: histone acetyltransferase KAT5
Exons: 16
Coding region: 85-1899 (604 amino acids)
Biological process (GO): regulation of DNA-templated transcription
Molecular function (GO): histone acetyltransferase activity
Source: RefSeq, a predicted model, not a curated record
UCUUUAUCUUGCUCUGUGUUUCAUCUUUGACGCGGACCGGCAUUUUCCCACAACACCCUGCUGCUGGUGCUACUGCUCUCACAGAUGACGAAAAUGGCGGACAACACAUCGUCGGUCGAGAUUGUUGAGGGCUGUCGGCUCCCUGUUCUUCGUAAAAACCAAGAACAUGAGGACGAAUGGCCAUUGGCUGAAAUUCUGAGUGUGAAAGAAGUCUCCGGGAGAAAGCUCUACUAUGUUCACUACAUUGACUUCAACAAGCGUCUGGAUGAGUGGGUCACAGCGGACAGGCUGGACAUGAAGAAGCUUCAGUUCCCUAAGAAAGAAGCUAAAACUCCAACCAAGAAUGGUCUUCCAGGUUCCCGCCCCAGUUCUCCAGAGAGAGAAGUGAGGAAGAGUCUAGAUCUCAACCUACAAUCUGCCACAGCUCCUUCCAGAGGCAAAACCCUCCCCACACCGCUGUCGGGUCAUGCUGAACUGCAUGGAAAUCCAGAUAUAAACAGCCAUGACGCAAUAAAGGAAGAUGAUGAUCCAGUCGUGCAGAUCAAAUCUGGAAGUGGUUUAACACACAGUGUAUCCAAAUGUUUGUCAGGUGUACGCACUGGACUUGUCAAGCCACAUUUCAGCUACAAAUCUUUCAAGAAAAGGAAAGUAGAGACCGUCCCCUUGGCGACUCAGGUAUCCCCAGCUACCCCUGUGCCCUCCCUACCAAGUUCAGCUGAAGCCUCCCAGGCAUCUGUUUUUCCUACUGUGAGGGAGACCAACACCUUUAAGUCCCGUGAAGACCAUGACCAGCUCUCUUCGCUCACAACAAACGGCACUGCCCGACGACUCAUCCCUUCUCAGCCCGGGAGGAAGAGAAAAGCUAAUUGUGGGGGAACUGACGAGAUGAUAAAGGUUUUGCAGUAUAACAACCCUCAAAGUGCAAGUGUCUUUCUACCACCACCAGAGGAUUCCCAGGACAGUUCAGAUGGCAUCCCUUCUGCACCCCGCAUGACGGGCAGUCUGGUGUCUGACCGCAGCCACGACGACAUCGUCACCCGGAUGAAAAACAUAGAGUGUAUAGAGCUGGGACGUCACAGACUGAAGCCCUGGUACUUCUCGCCGUACCCACAGGAACUCACCACAUUGCCCAUCCUCUACCUCUGUGAAUUCUGCCUCAAGUACCUCAAAAGCCUCAAGUGUCUCCAGAGGCAUUUGACAAAAUGUAAUCUGAGACAUCCUCCAGGCAACGAGAUCUACCGCAAAGGCACCAUCUCUUUCUUUGAGAUUGACGGCAGAAAAAACAAAACUUACUCCCAGAACCUGUGUUUACUUGCUAAGUGUUUCCUGGAUCACAAAACCUUGUAUUAUGACACAGACCCUUUCCUCUUCUAUGUAAUGACGGAGUAUGACUCCAAAGGCUUCCACAUAGUGGGCUACUUCUCUAAGGAAAAAGAGUCAACUGAAGAUUAUAAUGUUGCUUGCAUCCUGACCUUGCCUCCUUACCAGCGGAGAGGCUAUGGCAAACUGCUCAUUGAGUUCAGUUAUGAGCUUUCCAAGGUUGAAGGGAAGACGGGUACUCCUGAGAAGCCACUUUCUGAUCUCGGACUUUUGUCCUAUCGCUCCUACUGGUCUCAGACCAUCUUGGAAAUUCUCAUGGACCUUAAACCCGACAAUGGAGAGAGGCCGCAGAUUACCAUCAAUGAAAUCAGUGAGAUCACAAGUGUAAAGAAAGAAGAUGUCAUUUCAACACUUCAGUACCUCAACCUAAUCAACUAUUACAAGGGUCAGUAUAUCCUGACGCUUUCAGAGGAUAUUGUGGAUGGGCAUGAAAGAGCAAUGCAGAAGAGACACUUGCGCAUAGAUCCAAAAUGCCUUCACUUCACACCUAAGGACUGGAGCAAGAGGGGCAAGUGGUAGAGUCCCAGCCUGGUUCACGGAAUACCCUUCCCAACUGCCAGAUUGCAGACUUGAAGCAGGCAGUGGAUCAGAUCAAGGUUUUUGUCAGGCUGUCUCAUCCACAACCUUGAAAUCUUUUUUAAACCAGACCCAAACAACGAACAUAAACUGUCACUUGAGAAACGUAAGCGUACAUUGUGAAUAUUUAUUAUAUAUUGUGAAUAAAAACAUUCAAACCUGGGGACAAAAGAAAGACAGUGACACGGCCGGAAAAAAGCUUACAGAAAAAACACCUUCUACUGUGUAAAGAUCCAGUUUAUGACCGAAACAGUGUGUAAAAGUGGAAUAUGGUGUUGUUUGAUUGUAUAAAUUAAAGCCUAAAAUGGCAAAUGUACAGACCACCUCAUGAAAACGAGAUGGUGGUUUUAUAGAUAAUAAUUUGAGUUCUACAGUAAAUUUCUUGGACAGAAAUAUAAGGAGAUUUCCUUAAAUUCAGUAAGGACAGUUUUUUUCUGCUUUGGCCAACACAAACAUAAGUGUGUGAUUCUUUUACAAGAAGUAAGAGAAUUAAAAUCAGAAUUAAUAUAUCCCAGAAAGAUUUUUUGUAAACAUAGUCCAAAAGAUUUCCUCGUGACUUUAUCCAGAAAAUUCACUUUAGUUUUUCAUACAGCUUAUAUUUAAGAAACCUUGGAAAAUGUAGGAAAAUGUAUUAGACUUACAGCACUCACUAAACAAUAGGACAACUAAUGUCUGAACAACACUCCAAAAUUUAGUCUUUUUGUACAAAGUGUGCAGGCUUGAAAACCUCUCUCAGAUGCCUCUUCCUGGGUACAAAGGUUUGAAUAGUUUUGAAAACAAUACCUACUGAUGAACAGAAUGUGGUUACAUUUUCUCUUGACCUAUUAAUGAGUCAAUGUGAUAAGUAUUGUGAGUGUGUAAACAGGGAAAAGGUACAAGGAAUCAAAAAUUCAGUUCUGUUUUAUGAGUAAGACACCUGCCCAUUCAAAUUCCCAUCUCAACACACAGAUAGUAAUUUUCAGUUUAUGAGAUGCUCCUUGAGUUCCUGAAUUUUAAUGUCCCUCAGCUAACUGGGAGAACAGAAUUGUGCAAGUAGUUCCCUGCUGUAGGCUUCGGGUUAUUUUGUAGUGUGUCGACUAAUAAAUCAAAUAUGCCUCACUUGCCAGAACUAUUUGGAUGCAGACAAAAUUAAAAAAUUCAAAACUAGACAUCAAGACCUACAGUUGUAAUGUUUCUUAAAAACCAACAUGGUCAGUUCAAGUUUGUUAUCUUUUACAGUAGUAUCUCUGCUUUCCAUUUCCCUAUAUUUUAAAUAAUUGGAAGCAUUUAUACUCUCUGUUUGUGAUCAUUCAGGUGAAUAUUUCUUCCACUUUUCAGAUCAUCUCCUGUCAUGAUCAUCUGUAUACAGUGUGCAAUGAGACAAAUCAAUUCCCAAAGUUAAACAUAUGUUCCCUGUAACUGUACAUACUGAACCUGAUUGUAAAAAAAACAAAACAAAAAAACUUAGAAGACAGAAGCCAUGUUGAACUGUUAGAGGAAUGUAUAUUUUGUGUACAGUUGUCUUUCUUUUUUACUUAAUGUAAUCUAACAGGCCUCGCAAUAUUAACAGGAAAAGACCUUAAAGUGAUAUCUUACUUUCUGUUUGUGUUUCUAUGUUUACAUGUUACAAAGGAUGUUGAAUAUACCUGGUUGAAAUUAUUUAGUAUAUCUUUAUGUGAAACAUAGUUGAGAAUAUGAUUUGAAAAUUUGAUAUGAAAAGCUUGUUGAA